AUGAUAAAACUCUUAGAUUCUAGAUAUGAAAUACCAAGCAGACCAUUCAGUAGGACAAUUAUUCCAGAUAUUAUGGAAAGAGUGAAAACUAAUGUCCAGACUGUAUUGAAUGAAGAGGGUCAUGUUGCAAUAACAACUGAUAUAUGGACUUCAAUGAACAUCGACUCCUUCAUGACGUUAACUGCUCUCUUUGUUCACACUAAUUUAAGAGAACUAAAAACUGUAGUUCUUUGUACUAAAAAAUUGGUGUCGAACUAUACUUUUAUAAAUCUAUCGGAAGUAAUUAAUCAAGAACUGGUAGAUUGGAAAAUAUUAAAUAAAGUAUUUGCAAUUGUAACAGAUGGUGGUGCUAAUAUUAAAUUAACCGUCCGAAUUUUGGAUAUUCCUCAUAUUCCAUGCACGGCUCACCGGUUAAAUUUAAUAGUACAACAAUCACUUUAG
This is a messenger RNA of Macrosiphum euphorbiae (potato aphid), 441 nucleotides long. Lineage: Eukaryota; Metazoa; Arthropoda; Insecta; Hemiptera; Aphididae. The record is from the annotation of a GenBank genome assembly.